AUGAAAAGGGAAAACUUGUACCUUGGCAUGUUCUCAUUGCUUCCGUGUUUGAGAAAGGUGGAAAGAGAUACUGAUAAUGGAUCAUCAUUCUUGAAGAAUGGAAGCAUGUUAUUAGAGAAUCUCAUUGCUUCUUGUGGUGCCAAAUUUACUAAUCCUAUUCGCACUUACUCUGCUGAUGAGCUUAUCAGGGCAACCAACAACUUUGAUCCUUCUUGUAGUAUAGAUGAUGGUAGAAAUUACCAAAUGUUCAGGGGUUUUCUAGAUGACCGGUCAAUUGUCGUUAAGAAGUUCAUGUGGGAGAAUUAUGAGGAUGAAGCUAGGUCCCCUGCUAUUUGUGACAUUAUCAUUUCAAUGCAGGUGAGCAACCAUAACAAUGUUUUGAAACUCUUGGGUUGUUGCUUGUUCCCUGUACCAGCUCUGGUGCAUGAAAAUGCAGCAAAAGGUGUUCUCAACAGUCGAGGAGGUUUGGGGCCUAACGAUCAAUCCUUGUUACCAUGGAAAACUAGACUGCAUAUUGCAAAGCAGUUGGCUAAUGUUCUCACAUAUCUCCAUACUGCAUUUCCCAGACCCAUCAUCCAUAGGAGUCUAACACCCAGCUGUAUUUUCUUGGACCAUGACUUUGUUCCAAAACUCAGCAACUUUUCAUUAUCUAUAACCAUUCCUCGGGAUGUUACAACUGAAGUGCAAGGGACACUGGGGUACUUGGACCCUGCCUACCUGAUGUAUGUCCACAUUUCAGAGAAAACUGAUGUUUAUGGCUUGGGAAUGCUUUUACUUGUAUUCUUGACGGGACAAAGAGAAGCUCUGAAAUUUUAUCUCCCAAAAGGAGACGAACAAAAUAUUCCAAGUGCUAGCGCCAGUGAUGGUCAAAUUCAGGAAACUGUGGAUCCUAAAAUCUUUGAGGAGGUGGGGGAAGAUGAGAAAGCUCGACAACACUUACAUGAUUUCACAGCACUGGCAUUGUUAUGCACCCGAUACAGAAGUGAAUUACGGCCAGAUAGGAUCGAUGUGGCAAAGGAACUCAUUCGAAUUGAGAAGUCUAUGUUUCCAUAGCUAGCUAAUUUAUUCGCUUCCCACCCAUUGAAAAAUUCAUGGUUCCAUCCUUGCACACCAUCAUAUCUAAUUGACAUAACAGGCAUCUGCAUGUACGUCUCCAAUAUUGGUUGAAAAUUUUUAAUGGUGGCAUGACUCAAUCGAUCAUUA
Molecule: messenger RNA, 1203 nt
Organism: Prunus dulcis (almond)
Lineage: Eukaryota; Viridiplantae; Streptophyta; Magnoliopsida; Rosales; Rosaceae
Product: non-functional pseudokinase ZRK2-like
Biological process (GO): cell surface receptor signaling pathway; protein phosphorylation
Cellular component (GO): plasma membrane
Molecular function (GO): ATP binding; protein serine/threonine kinase activity
Source: RefSeq, a predicted model, not a curated record